AAACCUUGGACUCUAAGACAAGAACCUUGAAAAAAGAUCAUUAAUUUCUCGACUUAUAUAGCUGUUUAUUCGAUCAUGGAGUAGGAGUACACCAUUCAUCUUUGACAACCAAUCAACAACUUGGUCAACCAUCCCUUCCUCUCUAGUCUCUUCUCCAUCCAGAUUCCAAGCUCCAACAAUGUCUGUAUGCUGCUGUGGAGUAGAAUGUGUUGUCCUCAUAGGCUUUGCUCGUUGGGCAUGGAAACGCUGUACUUACAUUGGUUCGAACGACAGUUCUACUUGGCCGUCAGCUACUCCUCAUGAAUUCGAACCCAUUCCUCGAAUUUGUCGUACUAUUAUGUCUGUUUAUGAAUCUGAUAUCAAAAACCCUCUUUCCGCCCCACCCGGUGGUUACCGGUUAAACCCAGAUUGGUUCAUCAAACGGGUCACUUAUGAACAAACUAAAGGACAAGCUCCUCCUUAUGUUAUCUAUCUUGAUCAUGAUAAUCGUGAAAUUGUUCUUGCUAUUCGUGGGUUAGAUCUUUGGAUGAAAUCUGAUUAUAUGAUUUUGCGUGAUAAUCGGCUUGGUGGGCAGAUGUUUGAUGGUGGGUAUGUUCAUCAUGGUUUAUUGAAAUCUGCUGGUUGGUUGUUGGAUCAGGAAUCUGAGACUUUAAAGAAGUUGUGGGUUGAGAAUGGAAAGUGUUAUAAGAUGGUUUUUACUGGACAUUCUUUAGGGUCUGGUGUUGCUUCAUUGAUAACUAUUUUGGUUGUUAAUCAUGGGAAUAAACUUGGGGGUAUUCCUAGAAAUCUUGUUACAUGUUAUGCUAUUGCUCCUGCCAGAUGUAUGUCACUUAAUUUGGCUGUCAAAUAUGCUGAUGUUAUCCAUUCUGUCAUUCUUCAGGACGACUUUCUACCAAGAACGCCCACUCCAUUAGAAGAUAUCUUCAGUUCAAUCUUCUGUUUGCCCUGUUUGAUGUUUUGGAUUUGCUUGAGAGACACCUUCAUACCAGAAGAUUUGAAGCUUAGAGAUCCAAGAAGACUAUAUGCUCCUGGACGAAUGUACCAUAUUGUAGAAAGGAAGUUUUGCAGAUGCGGAAGGUUUCCUCCAGAAGUAAGAACAGCUAUUCCAGUUGAAGGCAGAUUUGAGCAUAUCGUGCUGUCCUGUAAUGCUACAUCUGAUCAUGCAAUUCUGUGGAUCGAAAAAGAAGCAGAGAAAGCUUUAGAAAUAAUGAAGGAGUGUUCCGCUGAGACGGUAACGAGUCCUCCAAGAGUGCAAAGACUCAAGAGGCUGCAGACCAUUGAAGAGGAACACAAGGAUGCUUUGGAAAGAGCUGUAACUCUUAAAGUGCCUCAUGCAGUAUCUUUCGACAAGGAUUCUUCAGAACAUGCUAACACUCGACAGCUUGAGGCGGAGAAUGCACAUUUAUCCAGUGAUAAGCCUACCGAAACUCAGCCAAAAUCAAGUGGUGGGAAAGCUAACUGGGAUCAAUUGGUAGAAAAUCUAUUCAAUAAACCGGAAGCUGGGCAAAUGCGUCUUCAAAGAGCGGAAGUUGCACAAGAAUCCCAAAACUCGUGAUCUUUUACCAUGUCGACUUUUUUGUGCAAGUUUGUAGAUUCUUUGGUGUAAAUUGCAAUUCCAUUGCCUCAAAUUGUAUUGUAUUGUAUUGUAUUAUUGAUGAGUGUAGAGUGUAGAGUGUAUAGUCUUAGUUAGAAAGCAAUGUGGUUGAUUUAUUUAUUCUUUUUGACAAGUAAUUGUCGUGUAUGGUGUCUAGAGGUGUUCAUUUGAGUCAUUAUGUCGAUUUUGGAUCAGGUGUUUCAGGUCAGUUUAAAAUCGGAUUUGUGUUAAUGUUCAUUUUUGCAUAAUUAUAAAUUUAUUUUUGAAGCCAA
Amaranthus tricolor (Joseph's coat) is the source of this 1866-nucleotide messenger RNA. RefSeq lists its product as uncharacterized. The record is from RefSeq and is a predicted model, not a curated record. The transcript is spliced from 5 exons. Bases 179 to 1555 code for a protein of 458 amino acids. Gene Ontology annotation, biological process: lipid catabolic process. Lineage: Eukaryota; Viridiplantae; Streptophyta; Magnoliopsida; Caryophyllales; Amaranthaceae.